CGGCGCAGUGGCAGUGCCGCGCUGCGUACGGCGCGUGAGGAGGGGCGCGUGGCGGUGACUGUGGGUGCCCGGUGAGAGGUGUCCGGAACAGUAUGUCGUCAAAUGAGUACAACAAUGGCCCGGACCAGGUGGUCCCCAGCGAGCAGCGCUACACGCACGUCAUCAAGGGCGCCGUCAAGACCAGGGUGCCGGACGACUUCGAAGCCAACACCAAGCCGGUCAGCGUGCCCAGCCUUCUCAGGACGACGGCCGAAAGAUGGCCGGACCGGAGCGCGCUCUGCGUGAAGCGGGACGGCCGCUGGCAGAGCACCACCUUCGGCGAGUACUACGAGCAGGUGCGCACGGCGGCCAGGGCCUUCAUCCAGCUGGGGCUGCAGCCGUUCGACGGCGUCGCCAUCAUGGGCUUCAACGCCCCCGAGUACUUCGUGGCCAACAUGGGCGCCAUUAUGGCUGGCGGCGUGUCGACCGGCAUGUACACGACCUCCUCUUCGGCGACGUGCCAGUUCUACCUGACCAACACCAACGUCACCAUGGUCGUGGUGGAGAACGACAAGUACCUGCAGCGGAUCCUCGAGGUCAAGGACAACUGCCCGCAGCUCAAGACCAUCGUGCAGUACACGGGCCGGCCGGCCGCCGCCGGUGUCCUUUCGUGGGAGGAGUUCAUGGCGUCCGGGGCCAGUUGCGAUGAGGCUCUGCUCGCCGAACGCCUGCGGGGCAUUGCGGUCAACCACUGCUGCUCCGUCAUCUACACGUCGGGCACGGUCGGCCAGCCCAAGGGCGUCAUGAUCAGCCACGACAUCUACACGUGGACGGCCGAGCACGGUGCCGCGUGCGCCAACUACCUGGACGGCGAGGACACCAUGGUGUCGUACCUGCCGCUGUGCCACGGCGCCGCACAGAUCGUCGAUAUGUACGCGUGCCUGCGCGCCGGCUGCACGGUCUACUUCGCCCAACCGGACGCCCUCAAGGGCUCUCUCAUAGCCACGCUCUGCGAGGUGAGGCCCACGCUGUUCCUGGGGGUGCCGCGCAUCUACGAGAAGAUGUACGAGAAGUUCAGCGCGGCGCUGUCGUCCGGCGGACUCAGAAUGACCCUGCUCAACUGGUGUCGGGCUCAGGCGUCCCACUACUGGAGCCUCAAGGAGAAAGACAUCGACACGCCGGUGCCGUGGAGCCUGACUGUGGCCGACCUGAUGCUGCGCAAGGUGCGCGAGAAGAUCGGUCUGGACCGCGUGCGGCACGCGGGCACCUCGGCCGCGCCCAUCUCGGCAGACGUGAUGGCGUUCGUCCAGAGUCUCAACAUCCCCAUAUUCGAGAUGUACGGACUGAGCGAGACCUGCGGCCCCUGCACCAUCAACAACCACAAGGGCUUCAAGCUGGGCAGCAUCGGGCGCGAGUUCAUCGGCUGCAAAGUCAAGAUCCUCGAUCCGGACGAGCAGGGGAACGGAGAGAUCCUGCACUGGGGCCGCAACAUCUUCAUGGGCUACUUGGGCCGUGAGGACGCCACGCGGGAGACGAUCGACGACGAUGAUUGGCUGAGGACUGGAGACGUGGGCCGGAUAGACUCGGACGGAUACGUCCACAUCACCGGCAGGAUCAAGGAGCUCCUGAUCACGGCGGCCGGGAAGAACAUUGCGCCGGUGGCCAUCGAGGAGGCCAUAAAGUCGGAGUUGCCCCUCGUCAGCAACUGCGUGGUGGUCGGUGACCGGCGCAAGUUCCUCAGCGCCCUCUUCACCCUCAAGGUGGAGAUGGACCCUGACACCGGUGAGGCCACUGACAAGCUGCAGCCAAUGGCUAGGGAGUGGCUGGCCGACCGAGGGGUGCAGGCCACCACUGCCUCUGGCGCGCUGAAAUCUCUGGACCAGUACCGGGCCGACAUUCAAAAGGGGGUGUCGGCCGCCAACGAGCGAGCCGAGUCGCACGCCUGCUGGGUUCAGAAGUGGCGCCUCCUGUCCGGCGAGUUCUCCAUACCGGGCGGCGAGCUCGGGCCCACGCUCAAGAUGCGCCGCAAGGUCAUUAUGGACAAGUACCGGACAGAGGUGGAGGAGCUCUACAGCGGCUGAGGCGGUCGCGGCCGGCGCUGGGGUCGUGGGGUGUCGCCCGUCCAUACUGGGGCGGCGCCUGUGCUGAGGUUGGUCUGUAACCGGGACUGACCUGUUCUAGGCUGACCUGUGACCUGGGCUGACCCGUGACCUGGGCUGACCCGCGACCAUGGCUGAUCUGUGACCGGGUCUGAUCUGUGCUGGGGCUGACCUGUGACCGGGGUUUACCUGUGACCGUUGAUGACCUGUGGCCGGGUCUGACCUGUGACAAUUGAUGACCUGUGACCUGGCCUGACCCGUGACCGGGGCUGACAUUCGUUGGGGCUGACCUUUGACCGGGCCUGACCCGUGACCAGGGCUGACCUGUGCUGGGGCCGACCUGUAACAGUUGAUGACCUGUGACCGGUCCUGACCUGUGGCUAGGCAUGGCCUGUGACCGGGUCUGACCUGUCCUGAGGCUGACCUGUGGCCGUCGAUGACCUGUGACCGGGGCCGACCUGUGACCGCGGCUGACCUGUGACCGGGGCUGACCUGUGACCGGGGCCGGCGGGGCAGGGGCUGAUGGUUGGCACUAGAGGGUCUCGUCGGUCCGCGCGGCGCGGAUCCUGUCCAGAUGAACGUUACGAGAUGAGGGGUCAGCCACAAGACAGCUCUUCUCGUGGCUAAUUCCGCCAUGUGGGGCAACUGCGUAAUGUCGGAAAGCGUGUAGUAAUGCAUGAACCAUAGUAGUAUAUUGAGUCAGGGGAGCGUUUAGGCUUUCUACAUGGGAGAAGAUUCGUAACCUAAAAGACGUACAGCAUAGCGCGUGAGACCAAUUAGUACAAAGAGCAUGACCGAAAACGGUUCUAGGUGCUUUGUGUGUUGUUUCAGUUGGUAACGAGAAGCAUGGGCUGAAUUAGCUUUCACGCCACAUUGAUGUGUUUCUUGAGCGGGAUCGGAUCUGUUAAACGCUGGACGGAAUUAAAAGUGAUGAGCGACGUAGAUAAGACAGCAUUAUUAGCCGUAUUUCUCGGAGAAAAAUCAGGCAGAAGUGUGCAUUUCUGCUACUGUUUCGAUAAAGGCACGCUGCCGAAAUAUCAACCCAACUGUAACUCCAUUUUCCUGAUUUUUCUCCGAGGAAUAAGGCGAAUACUACUGUCCUAUCCAUGUGAAAAGUGCUCCUCGCUAGUGCACUGAACAACUUACGUAAUGAGCAACGACACUAAAAUGCACCCAAAUGCAGUUAUUGGGCGCGGAUGCGUUUCGCAGUUACUUAAACGCAUGCCGGACUGAUCUUCUCCCGUGGUGAAAGUGCUUACACGCUUUCUCGCGAGGGUCUAUGGUAAGCUGAGGUAAAUGUAGAAUACAGACCGAUGUUUAGGGGGUAAUUGCUACCUAUUUUGCAAUACAUGACCAUAUUUAUU
Molecule: messenger RNA, 3442 nt
Organism: Pollicipes pollicipes
Lineage: Eukaryota; Metazoa; Arthropoda; Thecostraca; Pollicipedomorpha; Pollicipedidae
Product: long-chain-fatty-acid--CoA ligase ACSBG2
Exons: 14
Coding region: 93-2060 (655 amino acids)
Cellular component (GO): membrane; endoplasmic reticulum
Molecular function (GO): long-chain fatty acid-CoA ligase activity
Source: RefSeq, a predicted model, not a curated record